AUGAAAACCUAUCGACUUUAUCUCUAUUAUAGUAUAUUACCACUUCUAAUACUAUGCAGUUCGGUGGCGCUUGCAAAGCAAGAAGAGUCCCCAUUCUUUGAAGGGUCCUCAUCAAAAAAGUCGCGCCUCUCUGCACAAGAUAAAAGUAAUGAUACGUGCCCGCCAUGCUUCAAUUGUAUGCUACCUAUUUUUGAAUGCAAACAAUUUUCUCAAUGCAAUUCGUAUACUGGCAGAUGUGAGUGUAUAGAGGGAUUUGCAGGCGAUGAUUGUUCCUUGCCCCUUUGCGGCGGUCUAUCACCAGAUGAAAGUGGUAAUAAGGACCGUCCCAUAAGAACACCAAACGAAACCUGUUAUUGUGAUGAUGGAUGGGGUGGAAUCAAUUGUGACGUUUGUCAGGAAGAUGCCGUUUGUGAUGCGUUCAUGCCCGAUUCUAGUAUUAAGGGGACGUGCUAUAAAAAUGGUAUGAUUAUGAAUAAAGUUUUUUCAGGUUGCAAUGUGACUAAUGAAAAGAUCUUACAAAUUUUAGGUGGCAAAAUACCACAAAUUACAUUUGCUUGUGAUAAACCUAAUCAAGAAUGUAAUUUUCAGUUUUGGAUAGAUCAAUUAGAAAGUUUUUACUGUGGGUUGAGCGAUUGUGCUUUUGAGUACGAUUUGGGCCAGAAUACCUCGCAUUAUAAGUGUAACGACGUUCAAUGCAAGUGUGUUCCCGACACGAUGUUGUGUGGUGCUAAAGGGUCUAUCGAUAUCUCAGAUUUCUUGACAGAGACCAUAAAAGGGCCAGGAGAUUUCAGUUGUGAUUUGGAUACAAGGCAAUGUAAGUUCAGUGAGCCUUCUAUGAAUGAUUUGAUCUUGACUAUUUUCGGUGACCCCUAUAUCACUUUAAAAUGUGAAUCCGGUGAAUGUCUUCAUUAUAGCGAGAUUCCAGGUUAUAAAUCUCCUUCAAAAGAUCCAGCAGUGACAUGGCAAGGAAAGCUAGUCUUGGCAUUGACUGCUGUGAUGGUUCUAGCACUUUUUACGUUUGCUACGUUUUACAUUUCUAAAUCUCCAUUGUUUAGGAACGGACCGGGAUCCUCGAAGUCCCCGAUUCAUUUGCCAGAUGAAGAUACGGUGAACAAUUUUUUGCAAAAUGAAGAUGAUACGCUAGCGACGUUAAGUUUCGAAAAUGUCACGUAUAGUGUUCCUUCGAUAAAUUCUGAUGGUGUUGAAGAAACUGUAUUGAAUGAAAUCAGUGGUGUCGUGAAACCUGGCCAAAUACUGGCUAUUAUGGGUGGGUCUGGUGCAGGUAAAACAACAUUACUAGACAUUUUAGCAAUGAAAAGGAAAACAGGACAUGUUUCUGGUAGUAUCAAAGUUAACGGCGUCAGCAUGGACCGUAAAGCCUUCUCGAAGAUAACCGGAUUUGUCGACCAAGAUGACUUUUUAUUGCCCACCUUGACUGUUUUUGAAACCGUCUUGAAUAGCGCAUUGUUAAGAUUGCCAAAAAUACUGUCUUUUGAAGCCAAAAAAGCACGUGUUUAUAAAGUCUUGGAAGAACUGAGAAUUUUUGAUAUUAAAGAUCGUAUUAUUGGUAAUGAAUUUGAUCGUGGUAUCAGUGGAGGUGAAAAACGUCGAGUUUCUAUUGCAUGUGAAUUGGUGACAUCCCCAUUGGUUUUAUUUUUAGAUGAACCCACGUCUGGUUUGGAUGCUAGUAACGCUAAUAAUGUUAUUGAAUGCUUAGUGAGGCUAUCCAGUGAUUAUAACAGAACUUUGGUGUUAUCUAUUCAUCAACCAAGAUCGAAUAUAUUCUAUUUAUUUGAUAAAUUGGUUCUAUUGAGUAAAGGUGAGAUGGUGUAUUCUGGAAAUGCCAAGAAAGUUUCAGAAUUCUUGAGAAAUGAGGGAUAUACUUGCCCUGAUAAUUAUAAUAUUGCGGAUUAUUUAAUUGAUAUUACUUUUGAAGCCGGUCCUCAGGGAAAAAGGAGGAGAAUCGGAAACAUUUCUGAUUUGGAAUCUGGUAUGGCUGCCAAUAACGUUGAUAAUAUCAUACACCAGACAACAUUUACUAACAGUGAUGGCACCACACAAAGAGAAUGGGCCCAUCUUGCAGCUCAUAGAGACGAGAUAAGAUCAUUGCUCAGAGAUGAUGAAGAUGGAGAAGGAACGGAUGGAGGACGGGGUACUACUGAGAUUGACUUGAAUACCAAAAUAUUACACGAUAAAUAUAAAAAUAGUGUAUAUUUUGCGGAGCUUUCACAAGAGAUCGAGGAAGUUUUAAGCGAAGGUGACGAAAACAACAACGUUUUGAAUGCAGAUCUGCCUACAGGUCAAGAAUCUGCCGGCUUUCUGCAACAAUUAUCGAUAUUGAAUUCAAGGAGUUUCAAAAAUAUGUACAGGAACCCAAAAUUACUCCUGGGCAAUUACUUACUAACGAUCCUAUUGAGUUUAUUCUUGGGGACUCUAUAUUACAACGUUUCAAACGAUAUCAGCGGGUUUCAGAACAGAAUGGGAUUGUUUUUCUUCAUAUUGACGUACUUUGGUUUUGUUACAUUUACAGGCCUCAGUUCAUUUGCCCUGGAACGGAUCAUUUUUAUUAAAGAAAGAUCCAAUAACUACUAUUCGCCGUUUGCAUACUAUAUCAGUAAGAUUAUGAGCGAAGUGGUUCCGCUACGUGUGGUUCCACCUGUACUAUUAACGUUAAUUGUUUACCCAAUGACUGGUCUGAACAUGAAAGACGACGCCUUUUUUAAAUGUAUUGGAAUUCUCAUAUUGUUUAAUCUCGGAAUAUCUUUGGAAAUCCUUACUAUCGGAAUAAUUUUCGAAGACCUGAAUAACUCCAUCAUACUAAGUGUGUUGGUGCUUUUGGGCUCCCUACUAUUCAGCGGAUUGUUUAUCAAUACUAAGAAUAUUACAAACCUGGCCUUCAAGUACCUGAAGAACUUAUCUGUUUUUUACUAUGCUUACGAAUCUCUAUUGAUCAACGAAGUGAAAACAUUAAUGUUAAAGGAAAGGAAGUACGGUUUAAAUAUCGAAGUACCCGGCGCUACCAUUUUAAGCACAUUUGGAUUUGUUGUGCAAAAUCUUGUUUUUGACAUCAAGAUUUUGGCUCUGUUUAAUGUGGCGUUUUUAAUAAUGGGGUAUUUAGCCCUCAAGUGGAUAGUUGUGGAACAAAAGUAG
Molecule: messenger RNA, 3150 nt
Organism: Saccharomyces mikatae IFO 1815
Lineage: Eukaryota; Fungi; Ascomycota; Saccharomycetes; Saccharomycetales; Saccharomycetaceae
Gene: ADP1
Product: putative ATP-dependent permease ADP1
Exons: 1
Coding region: 1-3150 (1049 amino acids)
Cellular component (GO): membrane
Molecular function (GO): ABC-type transporter activity; ATP binding; ATP hydrolysis activity
Source: RefSeq, a predicted model, not a curated record